AUGUCUGGAGCCAUGUCCGAAGAAGAAAUCGAUCUUUACAGUUUGCUCUCCAUCGAGAGAGAUGCAAGCCAAGAGCAAAUCAAGAAGGCUUAUCGCAAGGCCGCUCUAAAGUACCAUCCAGACAAAGUCCCAGAAGAACAGCGACAAGAAUCCGAGAUCAAGUUCAAGGAGAUUACCCAAGCAUACGAGAUUCUUAGCGAUGAGCAGAAGAAGCAUCUUUACGAUACGCAAGGCAUGGCUGCAUUCGACCCAUCUCGUGGUGGUGCCGAAGUGGAUUUGAACGACAUCCUGUCACAAAUGUUCGGCUUUAGCAUGGGCGGCCCCGGCGGGUCCGACGGCCCGAAGCGACCGAGAAAAGGACCCGACGAGGAGCAAGAAUAUAAAGUCACCCUUGAAGAACUGUACAAAGGCAAGACGGUAAAGUUCGCAGCGCACAAGCAAGUGGUUUGCGGUCAAUGCAAAGGCUCGGGGGGCAAAGAAAAGGCCAAGUCAACAACUUGCGACCGGUGUAAAGGCCAUGGCGUGGCUGAAGCAAUCAGACAAGUCGGUCCUGGUAUGAUGAGGCGGGAGACGGUUUUGUGUGAUCAUUGUCAGGGCUCUGGACAAGUCUUCAGGGACAAGGAUCGCUGCAAGAAAUGCAAAGGCAAGAGGACGACGCAGGAAAAGAAAGUCCUGGAGAUUUACAUUCCUCGUGGAUCCAUGCAGGGAGAACGAAUUGUUCUGGAAGGAGAAGCAGAUCAGUAUCCCGACCAAAUACCAGGCGACAUUGUCUUCACACUGGUCGAGGAACAACAUGACGUCUUCUCGAGACUGGGCAGUGAUUUAUCAGCUGAGCUGAAAGUCACACUCGCCGAGGCGCUAAUGGGCUUCUCCCGCGUGGUGCUGAAGCACCUCGAUGGGAGAGGAAUCCACCUUAGCCGACCCAGGGGUAAGAUUCUGCGCCCAGGCGACUGUUUGAAGAUAACUGGAGAGGGUAUGCCUAUGAAGCGAGGCGAAGCCAGGGGAGACUUGUACCUCCUUGUCUCUGUCGAGUUUCCGGAAGACGGCUGGCUAAAAGAUGAUGCUGCCAAUGAGGCGCUGCAGAGGAUGCUACCGCCGCCGCCUGCGGCGAUUGUGGCGGAUGAAGUCGAUGAAGUCGACUAUGAGGAUGAUGCGGACAUUGAAAAGAUGGGUGAAAACUCUGGAGAUCCUCGGUUCAUGAGCGAGUGGGAGGAUGAAGAUGUUGAUGAAGGCCAAACUCAAUGUCAAACUCAGUAA
Molecule: messenger RNA, 1257 nt
Organism: Ustilaginoidea virens
Lineage: Eukaryota; Fungi; Ascomycota; Sordariomycetes; Hypocreales; Clavicipitaceae
Exons: 4
Coding region: 1-1257 (418 amino acids)
Biological process (GO): response to heat; protein refolding
Cellular component (GO): cytoplasm
Molecular function (GO): Hsp70 protein binding; ATP binding
Source: RefSeq, a predicted model, not a curated record